Molecule: messenger RNA, 1569 nt
Organism: Elaeis guineensis (African oil palm)
Lineage: Eukaryota; Viridiplantae; Streptophyta; Magnoliopsida; Arecales; Arecaceae
Product: cytochrome P450 703A2
Molecular function (GO): monooxygenase activity; oxidoreductase activity, acting on paired donors, with incorporation or reduction of molecular oxygen; iron ion binding
Source: RefSeq, a predicted model, not a curated record
AUGGAACCAGUAAUUUUAGAUGUGGUUCUUGUGUUUGUCAUCUUCUUUCCUCUCAUCCUACUCUCCAGGCUUGCUAAGAAGAGAUUCCAUCGCUCCCAGCUGCGACUGCCACCGGGCCCACGAAAAUGGCCCAUCUUUGGUAACCUUCUGCACUUAGGACUUCUUCCCCACAAGGACCUAGCCCAGUUCUGUGCCACCUAUGGACCUCUUGUCUAUCUUCGCCUAGGGACCGUCGAUGUCAUCACCACCGAUGACCCGGAUGUCAUCCGUGAGAUACUUCUCCGGCAGGACGAUGUGUUCGCCUCCCGGCCUCGGACGGUAGCCGCCGCCUAUCUUGCCUAUGGGUGCGGCGAUGUGGCGCUUGCUCCAUUGGGCCCACAUUGGAAGAGGAUGAGGAGGAUUUGCAUGGAGCACCUGCUGACCACCAGGCGGCUCGACUCAUUCUCGGGUCACCGAUCCCAUGAGGCCCAACACCUUGUUCGAGAUAUUUGGUCUAAGGCCCAGGCUGGGGAGCCUGUGAACCUGAGGCUGGUCUUGGGUGCCUUCUCCAUGAACAAUGUGACAAGAAUGCUACUAGGGAAGCAGUAUUUUGGGCCGGAGUCGGCUGGGCGUAACGAGGCGAUGGAGUUCAUGAGCAUUACUCAUGAGUUGUUCUGGCUGUUGGGCAUGAUAUAUCUCGGUGAUUACUUGCCUUUCUGGAGAUGGUUUGAUCCAUUUGGUUGCGAGAGGAAGAUGAGGGAGGUGGAGAAGAAGGUAGAUGAGUUCCACCAGAAGAUCAUUGAUGAGCAUAGGAAGGCAAGGGAGGAGAAGGAUGUUGGUGGUGUGGAUGGUCAUGGGGCAGAGACGGACUUUGUUGAUGUGUUGCUUUCUCUGCCUGGAGAGGAUGGGAAGGAACAUAUGGAUGAUGUAGAAAUCAAAGCUCUAAUGCAGGACAUGAUUGCUGCAGCCACCGAUACAUCAUCGGUGACUAACGAAUGGGCCAUGGCAGAGGUGAUCAAGAAUCCAUGGGUCCUUCAAAAGGUCCAAGAGGAGCUCGACUCAAUAGUAGGCCGCGACCGGCUGGUGUGUGAAUCAGAUCUAGCCCAUUUGACCUAUCUCCGGUGUGUUGUUAGGGAGACUUUUCGGAUGCACCCAGCCGGCCCAUUUCUCAUCCCUCAUGAGUCCACUGGACCAACCAAGCUAAUGGGCUACGACAUCCCAGCCAAGACUCGUGUCUUCAUUAACACGCAUGCACUCGGGAGGAAUUCCCGAAUUUGGGCUGAUGUUGAUGAGUUCCGGCCGGAAAGACAUUGGCCGGAGGACGGUCAGCGAGUGGAGAUAAAUCAUGGGUCUGACUUCAAGAUCUUGCCAUUCAGUGCGGGGAAGCGCAAGUGUCCUGGUGCACCACUUGGAGUUGUGAUGGUCUUGAUGGCUUUGGCGAGGCUUUUCCAUUGCUUUAAUUGGUCACCGCCAGAUGGGCUUCGGCCCGAGGAUAUCGACACCGAAGAGGUUUAUGGGAUGACCAUGCCAAAGGCCAAGCCUCUGGUGGCAAUGGCCAGGCCUCGCUUGGCACCUCAACUAUACUGUUGA